This is a messenger RNA of Conger conger (European conger), 1557 nucleotides long. Its product is annotated as transient receptor potential cation channel subfamily M member 2-like. Gene Ontology annotation, molecular function: ADP-ribose diphosphatase activity. The transcript has 6 exons. Bases 45 to 533 code for a protein of 162 amino acids. The record is from RefSeq and is a predicted model, not a curated record. Lineage: Eukaryota; Metazoa; Chordata; Actinopteri; Anguilliformes; Congridae.
ACACCGCUUUGGACAAAUACAGAAACCCAGAGGGAAGGACAGGGAUGAAGGGGAAAGGGGCACUGGAUCACCUGGGACCAAACCAGGUUCUGGAUCCGGUCCUCACACGUUGGAGAGAUGAUCAGAAAUCUGCUCUAGAGUUCCUGGCUGUGUGGGAUAAGAAGGAGGGGAUCUGGACAAUACCUGGGGGGCGCGUGCUCUCCGGUGAGAUUCUCCCACAGAGGCUGACCAGCAUACUGGGCAAGAAGCUAAAUGAGCAGAUCAAAGACAAACUAGCCAGCAAAGCUGAGGUGUUUAAUGGUUAUGUGGAUGACCAAAAGAACACAGAUAAUGCCUGGUUGGAGACAACUGCUUUCAACAUACACCUUGACAGGAGGGAUUUGUUGAUGGCUGACCUUAAUAACAUGGCUGAGAGCAGCCAGGUCUCGGAAGAGCUGGUAAAGUGGCAGGAAAUCAGCAGCAGGACGUUGGCAUGUGCGUACCAGAGAGAGCUCCUUCGCAAGGUUGCUGAGCUUCACUGCAGGCGCUUCUGAUACCUUCCUGGUGCCAUCGCUCAACACAGAGACUGUACCGGCUAUUAUAUUCAAAACUGAUUCAUGUAGGAAAAUAAAUGGGAACAAAUCAUUUCCUAUGACUCAUGAAUGCUUAAUGCAGCUUCAAAAAGCCGUUUUUAUGUGUGCAUUCAAAAAUCCUUACCUUGUUAGCCUUAAAGGAAAACACCAACAUUUUUGGUAAUAUACCUUAUUUCCGACUUGCCCAGUCUUAGAUGAGAUGUUCGCUUUCUUUUUCAUCUUUGUGCAUUCACUGGCUCAAUUUCCAUGCUAGCACAGUGUGUUAGGAGUCAGUAGCCUACCUCCUUCAUAGUGAAGAAAUACACCUUACAGAAACUCCAAAGCUGUCUUAUUUACACAAGGUGUCAUGUGUAUUUGAACUACACGUGAAGGAAGAAAAUUAAAACGAGAGACGUUUUUGGAGAAGUUAGAUGGUUGUAAUUAUAUCCGCUGAACACACGCGGAUCCCCUUCCGUCUUCCGCUGGUUGAGCGCAGUGAUCCAUUUUCUUGGUUUAAUUUCCUGCACAUUUCAAUUUCAAAUACACACGAUACCAUGUGGUAAAUAAGACAGCUUCAGAGAAAUUGAACCAGUUAAUGCGCAAAAAUUUUAAUGAAAUCUAACAUCAAAUAGCGUUUAAGUCUGAAAAAAGGUAUAGUUCCCAAAAUGUUGGUGUUUUCCUUUAAAAAAUGCACAGCUUAAGAAACUGUUAAAGAGAAAGCUGUGCAUAGACUCAAUAAUCAGCUUAAUCACACCAAUGGAUGUGAAUGUGAAUGCCUUAUUUGACAUCUUACGAGUCUGGAAUCAAAAUGCUUCUUUGUUUUUAGUUAUGUGUUCUCACAAAUUUAAGUUUAUUUUUCCAUUCAUCAUUAGUCAUUUUCUGAUGCUUUUGAUCACACUGUAUGCACAUACUACAUAGCCAUGAAAUGAUAUAUAAUUGACCAACACAUAAACACAAUGUGAAAAAUGGAUUUAAUAAAGGAAAUGAGACCGUUUGGGAAUGAGAA